AUAAUUCAUAUUUGUUUAAUUUUUUCUGGAUUGUUUUUGUUUUGAAGAACAGUUUUUUUUCUUUUUAGUAUUUAUUUUAUUGUUGAGGGGUUAACUUGGUUUUUGGAAUUUAAUUUGUUAAUAAUUAAUUCUAGAAGAAUUGUGAUGACUUUAUUGUUUGAUUGAAUAACAUUUCUUUUUAUGAGAUUUGUAUUAUUUAUUUCUAGUAUAGUAAUUUUUUAUAGACGUGAAUAUAUGGCUAGAGAUAUUUUUAUUAAUCGAUUUAUUAUGUUAGUGGUUAUGUUUGUGUUUUCUAUAAUAUUUUUAAUUGUCAGUCCUAAUUUAAUUAGAAUUUUAUUAGGGUGGGAUGGGCUAGGUUUAGUUUCUUAUUGUUUGGUAAUUUAUUAUCAGAAUGUUAAGUCUUUUAAUGCAGGUAUACUUACUGCUCUAAGAAAUCGGAUUGGGGAUGUUGCUUUGUUGAUAGCUAUUGCAUGGAUAGUAAAUUAUGGAAGUUGAAAUUACGUUUUUUAUCUUUUUCAAUUGAAAGGUGAUUCUUAUAUAAAUGUAAUUUCUUAUUUGGUGGUAUUGGCUGCUUUAACAAAAAGAGCUCAAAUUCCGUUUUCUUCUUGAUUACCUGCGGCAAUGGCUGCCCCUACUCCAGUUUCUUCUUUGGUUCAUUCUUCUACUUUAGUAACGGCAGGGGUAUAUUUAUUAAUUCGUUUUAAUUUUUGCUUUAAUGAGUGGUUAAUAUAUUUUUUAUUAUUUAUUUCUAGAAUGACAAUGUUUAUGUCCGGGUUAGGGGCGAGAUUUGAAUUUGAUUUGAAGAAAAUUAUUGCUUUGUCGACUUUAAGACAGCUUGGUUUAAUAAUAAUGAUUUUGUCUUUAGGAAGAUAUGAACUAGCCUUCUUCCAUUUAUUGACUCAUGCUUUAUUCAAGGCUUUGUUGUUUAUAUGUGCUGGGAAUAUUAUUCAUAGAGUUGGUGAUUUUCAGGAUAUUCGGUAUAUAGGGGGCUUAGUUAAGUUUUUACCUUUAACUUGUGUUAAUUUUAAUAUUAGAAAUUUAUCUUUGUGCGGAUUACCAUUUUUAAGAGGAUUUUAUUCAAAGGAUUUGGUUGCCGAAAUUAUAAGAAUAGGUUACUUAAGAUUUUAUAUUUAUUUAAUUUUUUAUGUUUCUAUUGGAUUAACUGUCUGUUACAGAUUUCGUUUAGUUUAUUAUUCAUUUGUAGGAAGGUUCAAUUUUUUGUCUUUAAAUAGUGUGUAUGAGGGGAGAGUUAUGAUGAUUAAGGGAAUAGGAGGAUUGAUUUUUCUGGUUAUUUUCAUAGGAAGGUCAUUAAGAUGAAUUAUUUUCCCUUAUCCUUAUGUAAUUAUUCUUCCUUUAUUUAUAAAGAUUCUUACUUUAUUAAUGGUGAUUUUAGGAGCUUGAAUUGGUUAUGAGUUAUCAAAAUUUUUUAUUAGAUAUGAUAGGUUGUCGCUUAAGAAUUAUGGAUUAUCGUGAUUUUUGUCUAAUAUAUGAAAUAUGCCUGUAAUUUCUACUUUGGGUAUUAAUUAUUAUCCUAUUAUUGGGGGUUCAUUUUUGUAUAAGUCUUUAGAUCAAGGUUGAUCUGAGGUUCUGGGUAGUCAAGGUAUUUAUAGUGUGAUUGUUAGAGGUUCUAAGAUUUCUCAAAUUUUUAUGAAUAAUAGUAUUAAGAUUUUUUUUGUUUUAAUGAUUGUGUGAUUAAUAAUUAUUUUUAUAAUUU
Tribolium castaneum (red flour beetle) is the source of this 1714-nucleotide messenger RNA. Lineage: Eukaryota; Metazoa; Arthropoda; Insecta; Coleoptera; Tenebrionidae. The record is from the annotation of a RefSeq genome assembly.